Toxotes jaculatrix (banded archerfish) is the source of this 477-nucleotide messenger RNA. Its product is annotated as phospholipase A2, minor isoenzyme-like. The record is from RefSeq and is a predicted model, not a curated record. Gene Ontology annotation, biological process: phospholipid metabolic process; arachidonate secretion; lipid catabolic process. Gene Ontology annotation, molecular function: phospholipid binding; calcium ion binding. The coding region runs from base 7 to 456 and encodes 149 amino acids. Lineage: Eukaryota; Metazoa; Chordata; Actinopteri; Toxotidae. The transcript has 4 exons.
GUGACCAUGAACCUAACAGCUCCUCUUCUGCUGCUGCUUCUCACUGCUUGUAUGGUCAGCGGUGCUCUGCUGCCAAAGGCCUUAUGGCAGUUUGGGAAGAUGAUCCAGUGCACCCAGCCUGGUGCUAACCCUAUGGUCUACAACAAUUACGGCUGCUGGUGCGGCUUCGGGGGGAAGGGAACCCCUCGAGACGAAGUGGACAUGUGCUGUAAAGUUCAUGAUAAAUGCUAUGAAACAAGCAGAAAAACUCCUGGGUGCACAGCCAUCGCUGACCUUCCCUACAUUCUUGUUUAUGACUACACCUGCUCAAAUCAACAAGUGGCCUGUUCAGCUACCAACAACAAGUGCCAGGCUGCUGUGUGUGAGUGUGACCGGGUGGCGUCUGAAUGCUUCGCUCGGGCCACGUACAACCCUGAAAACAAGAACCUGGAUCCCAAAGUCCACUGCGUCAACUGAGUUAUACAACCUCCCACAGAA